AUGCUGAAACAUUCACUCUUUGGCUCAACGUCAUCAUCCUCUUCUUCGGUCGUUCUCAUUUCAUCAGCCAACAAAGUUUGGUUUUACAGCGUGGUUGGAUCAAGAAUUGCAGCGACGAAAUUUAACUCAUUAACAACAAACAACAAUAAUUUGAGGUUGGAUAACGGUUAUCAUUUGGGUUUGUAUCUGACCAAGAAGUUUCAUCGGAAUUUAUUAUUGAAUGAAUCAACAUCAAGCAACGGCGGUGGAGGACUCUAUGAUUCAGCUCUCUCACCAUCAUCAGAAACAAGAACAACAAAACAAGCAACAAAAAUCAAAAAAUCUUCCUCACCCGUUAUUGCUUCUGCUCCGAAGAAAGUCUAUGAACGAAAAAACACUCCGAUCAUUACACUCGAUCGUGAGCAUGAAGAAAACGAAUUGAAAAACUUGGGAGAUUUAUCGAAUAAGGAAAAACUCAAGAAACAUUUGGGAUUAACAUCAGUGCCAACACACAUUACCCCACAACAACGUGAGACUCUGGAAUUGGCUAUGGGUGAGCUUGUAGCAAAGGACAAGACAGAACCGGUAACUCUGAAGAAGAAAAAGAAGAAGGCUGUUACCACAAGUAAAGCGAGGGAUGAACAAAUUAUCAAAGAAAAACUUGAAUCCACAAAGCGACCCGAUGAUAGUGGAAAAACUGAAGUAUCAUCAUCUUCAACACACAAAGAUAGACAGCAUCUCUCAUUGAUGGAAGCACCAAAUCAGACUCUCCAAGAGAGAUUUUCAAAGAAAAAUUCGCAAUCUUUAACAUCCACACAAAUUGUAGAAAGAACGCUCGAUACACACAAAUUUGAUACGGACAAGCCAGAGACACUUGUUCCAUUCAAAUCUCCAAGAUUAAUCAAACUUUGGAAGGAAGGAAAAAUUGUUCCUGAGAAUAUCCGAAACAGAUUGCGAUUCCAAGAAACACCUGAAGGAUUAUUUGAUAUUUAUUUUCAAGAUGACCCUGGUUUUACCAAGUUAACAAAUACACUGUUGACUCCAACCAGUACCUUUUUACAACUUGAAAAAUUGAAAAUGUUAUCCGAAGAAACAGAUCCAGAACUGUUUUUCAAGUCAAAGCCACUCACUAUCAAAAACUUUAAUUAUCUCAUUCGAUGUCAAGCCAUCCAGGGCCAACUGGAAUUAGCGGAAAAAACUUUUGAAAAAUUGAAAAGUUUGGGACCUUCCAAAGCGGAACUCGAAGCAAUCAUACAGAAACGAAAAGCUUCCCUAUUGAACGAUUAUGUGCAUGACGAUACACUCUAUUUGAUUCCAUCAGAGUAUACAUUUGCUGCCAUCAUGCAAGCAUGUGCUGCAAAAGGAGAAUACAAAAAGGCAUAUGGAUACCUUCGAGAAAUGCAACAAGAGUAUCAAAUUAGCCCCAAUGUUGUCUCCUAUAGUAUUGUGGUUCAUGCCAUGAUCAAGGCAGGAAAGAUCGAUGAGGCCUUCCAAAUGGUAGAGGUGAUGCGUUCUCAUAAUCUCCCAACAGAUACAGUUCUUCAUACAGACCUCAUUAAAGGAUGCAUCGAGACGGGCGAUGUGGAAAGAGCUUGGAAUCAUUACAUGGCUAUGGGAAUUGUGUAUGGUGUUCCACACGAUGAAGUCACCAUCACUGUAAUGAUUGAUGCAUGUGCCAUUAAAGGCCAAGCUGAGAAAGCUAUGAUGCUCUUUAGAAGGUUGGAAGAACAAAUGAUGGCUGAGCCAUCAGAGGCCACUUUCAAUUCUCUCAUUAAGGCAUUCUCGAAACGAAAAGAUCUUCGUCACAAAGCAUUUGAAAUUGCCGAUAGAAUGGAACUACAAGGUUUUAAGCCUGAUAUUUAUACCAUCAAUUCAUUGAUUAAUGCAUGUGCAGAUGAUGGAGACGUCUCCAGAAUGAAAAAAGUUUUGAAAAAGAUGAAAGACUGUGGCAUUAAACCAACGGAACACACCUACAAUUCAGUCCUAAGUUGCUACAGUACGGCACAACAAGUGAAAGGAAAUAACAAUCUCACAAAGGAACAAAAUCAAAAUAUUGUUGAUGCCUUAGCUGUUUUUGAAAAGAUGAAAGAAAGUAAUUUACCAAUCACCAAUUAUACACUCAAUGCAUUGUUUGGAGUUUUUACAAAUGCGGCCAGAAUCAAUAGAGCAGAAGAAUUCUUCGCAAAAACUUUCCAAGAAAAUCAACUCGUACCAGACAGCAUUUCCUAUGCACUUUUAGUGAGGAUGUAUUGUAGGACAAAACGAACAGAAAAAGCAAUGGCUCUCUUUGAUGAAAUGAAAGAAAAAGGAAUAAUACCCACAUAUCAAGCUUUCAAGCACAUGGUGUUCAAGCUCGUCGAUGAAGGUUAUGUUGAAAAAGCACGUGAUUAUUUGCGACAAAUGUUCGAGGUGGGUGGUUUCAAGUUAUCACCAAGUGACAUUAUCAAGUACAAGAGUAGAUUGGCAGGCGCUGCUCGUCUGAUUAAGGAACGAAAACAAGAGGAAAAUAUUGAUGAGUAUAUCAAGACAUUUGUCGAUUUGGUUGAUUAUGAUUUGGAUAAGCCAAAAGAAAGUGGUAAUGCUGAUCAUUUCAACAACAACACACCAGCUCAAAACUUGGCAAAAUCACUCGCUUCUUUUGAAUAA
Messenger RNA from Naegleria fowleri, 2625 nucleotides. RefSeq lists its product as uncharacterized. Gene Ontology annotation, molecular function: protein binding. Bases 1 to 2625 code for a protein of 874 amino acids. The transcript has a single exon. NCBI's taxonomy places the organism in Eukaryota, Heterolobosea, Eutetramitea, Acrasida, Naegleriidae. The record is from RefSeq and is a predicted model, not a curated record.